AUGGAAGAAAAAACGUUGUACAGCAAGAUACAUCUUAAUUCAGCCUCUUCUCCUCAAUCUUCUUACCAAAUGAGGGACAACAAAACAUUCAAAAUGAAAGAGGAAGAGUUGUACAGUAAAGCGCAUGUGGCCGGGUGUAUCAAAUAUGUUGUUGACAAAGAAAGUGACGAAGACGUUGAACUGACUGCGAAUGAUAAAUUUUCUUGUAACCUGGCGACAAUGUUGGCAAGAGACAAAGAAGUGGUGGCAGUAAAUUUGAAAACUUAUUCAAAUUCUUGUAUUAUUUAUAUUUCUAAGAACAAUGCCUGGUUUAAAGAAGAUGUCGAAUAUAUCGAAAAAAUUCAAAUAUACCUGAGAAGUAUAUCUAAAUAUGAGCCUAUGACAUGGUUUGAAGCAUUAAGAAAGGAUGAGACGAGUGCUUUAUGCUACGAAGUAAUGAAGUACUGUUCUUCUAAGUUCGAUUCUAGAUAUGGGAAACUUAAGAAAGAUUUAAUCGACGGUAAAGAGGAACAACAUGUUAAAUCUUUUACAGAAUACAUUUCGAAUUACACUAAAAAUAUAGAUGAAGAGGGGAGACUCGCUAUAUCCCAAAUGUGUUGCUUUUAUUAUAAAGGGAAUAAAGAUAAAAAUAUUCCAAAAAUAUUUCUAAAGCAUAUCAAAGAGGUGGGAUCAUAUGUUGGAUCUUUUAUUAAUAUCACAGAUUGUGCAUGCAAUCAAAAAUACAAAACCCUAUUUUCUCAAGUGAAAUUGCAUAGGUUGAAUCCUGAUAUUAUUCAUAAGCCCAUAUGUUCAUGGAAAAGUAUUAUCCAUAAGCUUAUUCCUAAUUCCAAGACGUAUCAAGGUUUCAAAGAGGCAUGUUUGAAUGAUCGUAUCAUAUCGGAGAGACUAAUACGAACAUAUGAUUCCAUAGAAAGAUUGGACUUAGAAAACAUCAACAAACAUAUAUAUUUACACGCAGAACUGAACAUAGUGUCCAACAUAAUAAAUCAGAAAAUCAAAACUAGGUCAUUUAUAGCAGUAUCCAAGAAAUGCUGUUUCUUAUGUGAAUUGUAUAUCAAGUUUGCACAACAACAAGGAUAUAAUAUCGUCAUUUCUGGGGCACACAAAAAGAUAUAUCAUGCAUGGAAACACCCAGAUACAAUAGACGUCACCUUCAAGAGAAAUUCACAGACAUAUAUUCUAAAAGAACUCGAUCAGAUCAUAAUGGAAGAAAUAAAGAGGUACAUUGAUUUAAGGUCGAGAUCCGAUAGUGAUGCAGGGAGCGUGGAUUCUCAUAUUAUUGAAGAUAUAGACGAUUUUUCAGCCUAUGCCGAAUUCAAAAGUAUUGCAAAAAGUGAAUGA
Molecule: messenger RNA, 1341 nt
Organism: Diversispora eburnea
Lineage: Eukaryota; Fungi; Glomeromycota; Glomeromycetes; Diversisporales; Diversisporaceae
Source: the annotation of a GenBank genome assembly